Molecule: messenger RNA, 1121 nt
Organism: Acromyrmex echinatior (Panamanian leafcutter ant)
Lineage: Eukaryota; Metazoa; Arthropoda; Insecta; Hymenoptera; Formicidae
Source: RefSeq, a predicted model, not a curated record
CGAGACAAAAACACAGCACUGAAGAGACAUAUUCAAACUAAACAUACCAAUAUUUAUAUUCUGUGAAAGAAUGAUACUUCUGUUUUCGACCUUCUGCAGUUUAUUCUUCCUCAUAUCGUUUCUAUACCUUCAGUGAUUAAGUCCGAUUAAAUGCUUUAAAAUUCCGCAAUACAAAACGCGCAAUUAUAAUGGCAGACCAGCAAUUAAGAGGCAACAAGAUCCGAGUAUUCAAGGUCCGAGUUCGUCAAUAUCUGCGUAAACAUUACAAACCAUCAAAAUCGGAUUAUUUGGCAAUUUGCAAAUAUUGUUUGUCAGUAAUAAAUUAUGGAACAAACUAUUCUUCAUUACACAAGCACUUGACCAUGCACCAUCCGGAAGUAUUAACAGAAGAACAGAAGACAGAACAUAACAUUCAUUGGGCAUGGGAUUAUUUUACUCUAACAUCAGAUGGCGAUGCAAAGUGCAAUAUGUGUAAAAAAAUAUUUCCAGCUUAUGAUGCCCAUAGAUUAGGGAUUCAUCUUAAAGUACACAGGAAGAAAAAUAAAAUCUUCGAUCCAGACGAAGUUAUUUACGAAGAUACUUAUAGGUAUGGCACAAGUGCCAGUGCAAGCGGCAGUAUGAUUGUGGAGGAUGCGGAAUAUCAGGAAGCUUCAAUACCAAUGGCUUCUAAUUUGACCGAUGACACGGAUAGAAUAUGUGUUCCUAACGAAUCCGCAACGAAGACUUCAGAAACAUCAGAAUAUGUUGCGAGUCCUCUUGAAAAUAUUGAUAUAACUAUAGAUAAUAUAAAACUUCCCGCCGAAUUAAAGCCGUUAUCCGAUACAGAAGAAGUUGCCGAUAGAGAAGAACUUUCCUCCUUUGGAGAAGAAUAUUUGAUUUGAAAAGAACUUGCGAAACAGGAGAACUUCUAGAAUCACUUGACCAACAAUCAUCUGACAUUCAUAAUUACUCUCUUGAUCCUGAGGGCCAAAUUACCUAUGAUCUUCCAGAAAAAGAAUAAUUGAUACUGCGUUAUAGUAUAUACAAAUCUAUUUCUUAAUGAGAUCUUAAUUUCAAAAAACGAACUCUGAAGGAAAUUGCUAUUUUACUGAUAAAAUAUGACGCAUUGACUAAUUCUUAUA